AUGGCUGAUAGUAUCGCUAUUAGCCUCAAGGGUGUAACAAGAGGGUAUGGUAAAACAAAAGUGAUUGAAAAUUUGGAUCUUGAAAUAAAGAAAGGUUCAAUUAAUUCUCUCAUUGGGGCAUCAGGUUCGGGAAAAACCACUAUACUUAGGACAAUUUUGGGUAGAUUAGUUCCCGAUGAAGGAGAAGUUUUAUUAUUUGGUAGAAAACCUUUCGAUAGUGGUUGUGACCAUGGUAGAUUAAUAGGAUAUGCACCACAAGAGAAUGCAUUAUAUUUAGAUUUAUCAAUAGAUAAUACAUUGAAAUUCUUUUCAAAUAUUCAUAAAAUGUCAAAUGAAGACUAUUUAAAAAGAAGAGAUGAGUUGGUAAAGUUAUUAGAUUUACCACCAGUAUCAAGAAUUGUUGGUACUUUAAGUGGUGGUCAAAAAAGAAGAGUUUCAUUGGCGGCUGCACUUUUACAUUCACCUCAAUUAUUAAUUUGUGAUGAACCAACUGUUGGUGUUGAUGUUAUGGUAUCAAAAGGAAUUUGGGAUCACAUGAAUGAAUUAGCAAAAAGUGGUGUUACCAUCAUUAUUACAACCCAUUAUAUAGAAGAGGCAAGACAAUCAGAUAAAGUUUUCUUAUUAAGAAAUGGAAAAAUUUUAGAGAAUGGACCACCACAGCAUUUAAUCGAUAAAUAUGAUUGUAGAUCAUUAGAAGAGGUAUUUUUACAACUAUGUAAAGCCGAUGAUACCGAGUCAUUAAAUUUAGUUAGAACAAAAAACAAUUUGUUGCGAUCAAGUGAAUAUCAAACUCCCCAGCAAAUCAUUAACAAUGACGAUUGUAUUGAAGAUAUUAUUAUAGAUUCAAACUACAGUAUCAAAGAAAGCUCACCAUUAUUAGGUAUUUCAUCGAGUGGUUCUCAAAAUUUCAAUGGUGGUGCAGGUUCCCAUGGAUUUUUUUCAAAUUUUUUAAAAAAUAUAAAACAAGCAUUUGCAAUUGGUAAAAGAAAAUUCACUCAAAUUUAUAGAAAUAAAGUUGUUUUAAGCUUUGAGUUAUUGUCCCCAACACUUCAAAUUGUAUUAUACUUUUUAGCAAUCGGUGGUACUCCAAAAAAUUUAAAUUUUGGGUUAGUAAAUUUAGAUACUGGAUCAAUUGGUUCACUCUAUGUCAAUAGUUUACAAGCCAGUGGUAUUUUUAAUUUCCAUAAUUAUAAUAAUACAAACGAUGCAAUCGAGCAAAUUAAAAAUGGUAAUUCAUUUGGGUGUCUUUAUAUUCCAAACAACUUUACAAUGUCGCUGAUCGACAAGCUUAGUAACCCAGGAGGAGAUGAUCCAAAUUGGCAAAUUGGUUUGUAUAUGGAUUAUACAAACUAUCAAAUUACAUUAUUGGUAGAGCAGCAAUUAGAACUAUCAUUCGAAUCAUUGGCAGAACAAUUUAACAUCACUUUAAAUCCUAUCCAUAUUGAACCUGCUGUGUAUGGGGAUCUCUCUGCAAAGUUUAUUUGGUUUUUGGCUCCUGGGAUGGUUGGUCUAAUUACUUUUGCUCAUUCAAUAGCUAUUACAUCAGUUAGUUUUGUUCGGGAAAAAAUAGAUGGUAGUUUAGAUCGUCUAUUUAGCUAUGGUGUUAAAACUGGCUCAAUUGUAUUCGGUCAUUUCCUUGGUCAUUUACCUCUUCUCUUAAUUCAAAUUACAGUACUACUACUCAUUGCUAUCUAUGGUUUCAGUAUACCAAUCAAAGGAAAUAUUGUGCUGGUCUUCUUGAUUACAGUAAUAUUGGCAUUUGUUGGAAUGAGUCUUGGUUUAAUUAUUAGUGCUGUCAGUACUGUAGAAACCGAGGCCAUUCAACUUUCUUUGGGUGUUUACUUCCCUACCCUCAUUUGCUCUGGUACUUUAUGGCCUAUCGAAUCUAUACCACGUUGGUUUGCUUGGUUUCCAAAAAUACUUCCAGCCACUUGGGCCGCAUCUGCUUUAAGAGAUAUCAUGAUUAAAGGUGUAUCUUUAACUUAUAAAGAAGUUUGGGUUUCAUUAUUAAUUAUUAUAGCUUGGUUCAUAGCAUUGUUUACACUUUCUACAAUGGUGUUAAACGAAAAAGAUAAAAAUUUUACUUUUUUUAAAUCUAAAAAAAGAAAUUAA
Messenger RNA from Dictyostelium purpureum, 2112 nucleotides. RefSeq lists its product as uncharacterized. The record is from RefSeq and is a predicted model, not a curated record. Gene Ontology annotation, molecular function: ATP binding; ATP hydrolysis activity; ABC-type transporter activity. Gene Ontology annotation, cellular component: membrane; ATP-binding cassette (ABC) transporter complex. The coding region runs from base 1 to 2112 and encodes 703 amino acids. Gene Ontology annotation, biological process: transmembrane transport. The transcript is spliced from 5 exons. NCBI's taxonomy places the organism in Eukaryota, Evosea, Eumycetozoa, Dictyosteliales, Dictyosteliaceae.